This is a messenger RNA of Oncorhynchus gorbuscha (pink salmon), 8405 nucleotides long. Its product is annotated as zinc finger protein 462-like. Gene Ontology annotation, cellular component: nucleus. Gene Ontology annotation, biological process: regulation of gene expression. Lineage: Eukaryota; Metazoa; Chordata; Actinopteri; Salmoniformes; Salmonidae. Bases 350 to 8062 code for a protein of 2570 amino acids. The record is from RefSeq and is a predicted model, not a curated record. The transcript is spliced from 11 exons.
UACAAGCGUUAUCGGGGAUUUCUAUUGGAGAAGCAGUUUCUGCCUAUCUUCAUGAUUGUACUGUCUUUGGCUUUAUCUUUAUCGUUGAUUGACAGAUUUAUUUGCACUGCACGCCACCCCCUGGCACUAUCGUGACUGCUAAAUUGUUUUAUGUGUAGCCCCUCGACGCCGGCGUUGCUGGUUCUCAGACGGAAGAGGACACAUGAGGUUGUUGUAGGAGCAGGAAAAAAUGGCGACGAACAUCGACUACAGAGCUAACACAUUGAGGAAUCGAAAACUAGUCUGAGUCUCACCGAUUCUCUGUGGAAACUAAAGUUCUGGGAUCAAGAAACUCGCAGAGCCAGGGGAGAUGGAGGAAGAUUCCGGGCACCUCGACAAGUCUGAUCAAAUGACCCACGGUCAACCAGCCUCUCAACAAUCCAUGUCUCCAAGUCAGUCAUUCCAGUGUAAACAUUGUGUCCUCCUAUUCAAAUCAAAAUAUUUCCUCCUGGAACACAUGAAGAAGGUGCAUGGCGUUGAUGUGGAUCCUUCACAAAAUGAUGGGAGUUCUAAUCCCUCAGACAGUUCCACACAACCUCACAGUAGCACUCUCUACAACAAUUCAGAGGAGAGUUUCUCUUGCCGGCAUUGUAUGUUUACAUCUUCCAGUUGGCCUGUUAUUAUCAAACAUGAAAGAACAAAUCACAAGGUUUCGGUAAAGGGUCCUGGUAAGGGCAGGACCCUGAAAACACAGAAACUGUAUUUAAGGGGCAAGCUGCAUAAUGUCAAAGUGCCACUGCCAGGGAAUAAGAACCAACACAAUGUGUCAAGACUCCAAUGCAAACAAGGGGAAGUGGGGAGACUGAAUUUCCCCAAAUCCAAGUCUACCUCAAAAACCAUAAACAUUCCUAGCUCUAGUCUAUUGCUGGAGAACCUGAAAACUCAAGUGGGAUCCUCUGAAAAUAUUUCCAAAUUCAAAAUUGCGCAUGGGUCAUCUUUAAAUUCCUCACAACUGAAGUUGCCCAACCUCUCAAGGCCAUCACGUGCGCAUGAUGUGACCCUCGUGUCACAUGCGCCUUUCCUUAGCUAUGACCACGACGGUGGUAAAGGUGUCUCUAAAGUAACUGAAGAGAGAUCUCAUACAGAAAGUGAACAGAAGGGCUCUCACUGCUGCUCACUCUGCAACUUUUCUGCAACUUGGCUAGAAGAUCUUUACACUCACCAGCGAAGUGAGCACAGUUACCUUUUUUACAGCAUGGGGCUAAGUCUGCUGGACGGAACAGCGACAGAACAGCGGGAUCCAAAAUCUGAAACGUAUAAUGAAAUGCCACUAACAGAGCCAUUGGCUAAUGCCACCAAGAAGAGGAUGCAUGAUGACACUGCUUUGAGUCCUGCUAAGAAAAAGAUCAAAACGAGCCCUGAAAGUACAGUCAUCCAAAGCAAGCUGUCAGGGGGCACUGCUUUUACCUUUGAGGUUAGCGAGGAUGAAGAGGAGGGGGAUGCCUGGAGAACUGAACUAGAUGCCUCAGGAACUGAAAAAGAUGAGCACGAUCAAUUGGAAAAUAGAGAAAGCAGGGACAAACACAAAAUACUUUAUCGUUGCAAACAUUGUGACUACAAUCACAGGUCAUCUCGCAGUUUGAGCACCCAUUACCAGAGAAUGCACCCAUACAUCAGGUAUGACUUUCAGUACAUCAUUAAUCCAGAUGAUUGGACUGCCACCUUCCGUUGCUUGGAGUGUCCUGUUGAGUUUGCCACCGCUGAUGACCUCAAGAAGCACUAUAGGGAUCAUCACCCAGAAGCUCCAGAUGUGUUCAUGAUGCGAUCAGAUCAGCUUGAUUUGGUGUACAAGUGCUUUGCCUGUCCAUUCACCAUUUCUAAUGGCAAAUACUUGAAACCCCAUUACAAAAACAAACAUCCAAAACUGAAAAUGAGCAGUCCUUUAAUGUACUGCAGUUUUACUGCCAAGCCUUCUAAAGACGAACCCUCUAAAUCACAUUUAGGGCAAACCUCCAGCCUAAAGAAUGCAGAGGUUGUCUCUCCUGAGAGGUCUCUGACCCCAUGUAAAGAAACUGUUCAUAUCAACUCUACACCCCCAAAAGAAUGUUCUGCUUCCAUGGGGGUGGAUGAGGAACUGUACCACUGCAAACAUUGUGCCUUCAGCAAUAAGUCAGUGGUUGUUGUGCUUGCCCACUUCCAAAAAAGCCAUCCGAAGGCAGGAUUGACAAUUGAUGACAUAAAACAAGAAUCUCUUGCCACUUCCAGGGAAGCUAAGGACGAAACACAGUCGUCUCCUCAAAAUAUGGUUUUGGAACCAUUCAAACUCCCAGAAGUAAAGUCCCCCAACACGUCCCCCUUUAAACCCGAUGUUGCACAGGAUGAUGUAGAGAACGUGUUUUUCUGCCAGCAUUGCAACUAUGGCAACCUCACAGUGAGGGGGGUGUUGAAUCACCAAAGGUCAAGACACAGUGAUCUCAAUGCUACUGUUGAACAGAUCCAUUUCCAUACUGCGGAGGUUCAUUGUCAAAGCAAAGUGUCACAGGGCAUAGGAAAAGUCUCACAUAGCACUCCCCUCCAAAAAGAUUUAGCACAGGAACAUGUUAUAAAGCCAUUCAAACUCCCAGAAGUUAAGUCUCCUAACACAUCCCCUCCCAUAUCCAAUGUUUCGCAGGCAGAUGAGAGUUUGUAUUUCUGCCAGUUUUGUGGCUAUUGCAACCCCACAGUGAGAGGCGUUAUGAAUCAUCAGAAGUUGAGACACAGUGCUCGUAAGUCAACUGCUGAACGGAUCAUUAAACAUACUGCUGCGAUUCGUAGCAACCACAAAUUGAGAGGGGUUUUGAAUCAUCAGAAGUUAAGACAGAGUCAUCUCAAGGUGACUGCUAAUAAGGUCAUCAAGCACACUGCUGAGGCUCAUGUUCAAAGUGAAAAGCUUCAGUCUACUGGAUUUGACUCAUCAAACUCUUCUCUCAAAUCCACUGUUGAGAACGAGAUAGCUGACUUGUUUUUUUGCCAGUACUGCAACUAUGGCAACCCCAGAGCUAUAGGGGUUUUGAAUCAUCAGAAAUUAAGACAUCGUUGUCUUCAGACAUCAACUAGUCAGAUCCUUCAAUAUACAUCUGAGCUUCGUAGUCAGAAAGAUAAACCUCAGUCUGCUGGAUUUGACUCCUCUCUCCUCACAUCUGAUAUCGGAAAUGAGGCAGGUAACUUGUUUUUCUGCCAAUUUUGCAACUAUGGGCAUCCCUCAAUGAGAGGAAUGUUGAAUCAUCAAAAGAGAAGACACAGUGAACUCCAAACAACACCUGGCGACAUCUUCAGGCAUACUGCUGAGGUUGGAGGGCAAACCGAAGAAUCCAAAAAGUCUAAGGGAGUCAACUUGACAAAGUCUUCUCACAUCUUACCUCAUCCUCUUGUGACAGAAGAGGCUGUGUUAUUCUGUCAGCUUUGCAACUAUAGCAAUCGAACCAUGAGGGUGGUUGUGGAACAUCAAAGGAAAAGACACCCAGAUCUUAAAGCAACUGCUAAACAAAUCCUUGAAUAUACCGCUAUGAUUUUGUCCCAAACUAGCAAAUCUCCUAACUCCUCUUUCUUAACAUCUGAUGUUGUCCAAGAAGAGUUAGAUAAGUUCUUCUGCCAAUAUUGUGACUAUAACAAUCCCACAGUGAGGGGGAUUUUUAAUCAUCAAAGUAAAAUGCAUUGUGAUCUCGAAACAAACGCUGCGCAGAUCUUAAGGCAUACUGUUGUCGUCCGAGAGCAAACUAAAAAAUCUCAGCCAAAAGCAGUGAACUCGCCUAACUCUCCUCACCUCUUGUCUCAUCCUCUUUUGAAGGACGAGGUUGAACACGUGUUUUUCUGUCAGCUUUGCAACUAUAGCAAUUCAACGGUGAUGGGGGUUUUGAAUCAUAAAAGGAAAAGACACCUUGAUAUGAAGCCAACUGCUAAGCAAAUCCUUGAAUAUACUGCUACUGUUUUGGGGCAAAUGAGCAAAUCCCACCUAGUACGAAGAAACUCGCUAAACUCAUCCCAAGAAGAAGAGAGAAAGUUGUUUUACUGCCAGCAUUGUGACUAUGACAAUCCGACAGUUAGGGGGGUUUUGAAUCAUCAAAAAUUAAGACAUAGUGAUCUGAAGGGAACUGCGGAUCAGGUUGUCAGAUGUACUGCGAUUGUUCCCGGCCCAAAUAAAAAAUCAACAAUGCAACAGCCUAACAAGUCCUCCAUGAAAGCCUCACAAUCUCGCAAGCUGAAAGCUGCACUGCUCAGGUCCUUGAAGUGCCGCAAAUGCUCUUAUACAACUCCCCAUAUAUAUCUUUUGAAAAGACAUCUGAGGAAUAACCACCAAGAGAAAGCCCCGAUCACUACGAUUAUACAUUGGGCUUACCAAGAUGGCCAUUUACAGGAAGGUUAUCACUGUGAGUGGUGUGCUUGUUCACAUACUGAUGCGAAGGGACUCCUCCGGCACUACCGGCAAUGUCAUCCAGAUAAAAAAACUGGACUUGAAUCCAUCAUCCUGAGGUUGCAUGCCGGCCCUAAGACUUCUCGAUCUAAAAAGACGAAGCCUAACCCAGAACACAAUGAAAAACAUGAUCAGAUUAUCCUCAGGUUUGGGGAUGUUCCAAAGACCACUUCACCUUUUCAGACCGGAGGAGGUGACACACAAGUCUAUCCAUGCAGAGCGUGUCCCUUUAAGGCUACUUCCAUGGGGGGUAUAAGCAGCCACUACCAUGCAGUUCAUCCAUGGUCUGUCAAGGAAGAUGGGUCUGUGUUAGAUGUCAUUAGUAGUAGGCAGACCCAAGAACCGGAGGUCCAUGAACAGCUUGAUGUUCAUGAAACCUUGAGUUCAAGCGAGACAUAUAGGUGCCCUGUCUGUUCCGGAGAGUUCAACAACCUCCAUGGUAUGUUAACUCAUUGUGGUAAGAAACAUCCGGAAUAUGAUACAUCAACUUAUGAAAGUGAACCUGAAGCGCAACCUAGUACAAGUGAGGGGACAUUGGUAUUCAAGUGUUCAAUCUGUCCGUAUGUGAACUCUCACUCUCAUGGUGUUCUAACUCACUGCCAGAUGAGGCAUCCAGCCGUCAAAGCCAGAACUGAGAGACUUGAACAAGAAAUUGUGCACUUCACUGACCCAAAUGAAUGCCUGAAAGUCCGAUCGGGUAAGCGGAUGGGAUUGGCAGGCUUCCGGUGCAAUAUGUGUCCAGUCAUCCAUGCAAAAUUCAAGAAGUUGAAGGCUCACUAUGAGAUGGAUCACAAACGAUCUGCCGCAAAUAUAUUCAAACCAGCUUUGAAACAAUCCACUGCCAUUAAAAAACAAUUGCUCUCCAAAUACAGAGGCUCCCAGACCUCAAUUGCCCAGGCUGCCAUUUUAAAAAAUGGGAAAUCCAUCAUAGUCAAGUGCCACCUUUGCAAGUACCUUUGCGCCACUAAAAAGGGCCUUGCCUGUCAUCUUCGCAUUAACCACAGUACAGUGGCUCCAAUUGAGGACAAAGAGUUUUCCUACAAGUGUGCACUGUGCUCGUAUACAACUUUGAUUUGUAAAUACCUUGCAGCCCACUAUAGGAGGCAACAUGGCAAUGCUGCUUUCACCAACCACUUUGUUCCAGCAUUCAGACCUCACCGCAUUCUUCCAAACUCACCGGACCAUAAGGCUUCUUUGAGUCAGGAAACCAAAUCACCUGGUGAGAAGAUAAGCUGUUCUCGCUGUUUUUUCCAAUGUCUUAGUGAAAAAGGCCUGGUCUCCCAUUAUGCGAUUUGCCACCCAGGAGUCUCUCCCAGCAAGCACAAAUCUAGCAAACUUAGCCCGAAUAACACAGUGCAGUCUCCCCCCAAGCCUAGAAGUCAUCCCCAGCAACAUAAACCUGUAUGCAAAUUAUUUGAUCCACAAUGUGAGAAAGGCAAAGCAUUGCGUCCAGUUAAAUGCAAGAAAUGCGUGAAGUUAUCUUUCAACUCAAAUCUGCUGCUAAGUAUCCACUACACCAAUUUCCACAAUGAAGAUUUCACACAAGACUUCACUAUACUUUCAAAGAAUUCAGAGGAUGGCACAGAGUUCUACAGAUGUGGAUACUGUAACCUCCAAAUCCAGGGCAGUGCGGAUCUCUGCUCCCAUCUCGACCAUCAUAGUGAGGAGUUUCAGAAGCUGACAAAUGGACAGAAGAGGAAACGACGCCUCAGUGACCCACCGCCAAAGACCAAGCCUGUUAAGCAGGAAAGACUAGAACUGCCCGAGGUUCUGACAGCAGAAGAAUCGGACAGUCAUUGGAUUGUGACACAGGUGGAAUCUGUUACAACAGGGAUGGGUCCACUGGUGUCUCCUUCCCCUGUCCCAUCGACAACAGAACCAGGGGGGGGGUCAGUAGGAGAGGAGUGCAACCACUGCGGGCAAACUUUCAUGUCUUUGAAAGGUUUACGCUCACAUGAGCGGAGCCAUGCAGCUACAUCAGCGCUCAAACGGCUGGACAAUGUACCUCAUCAACAGAAGCAGAUGUUUGACCGCCAUAUUCGACGUCGACCCGGGACCAUCAGACCCUUCCACUGUGGGCUCUGUCGUUACAGGACUACCAUAUUGAGCCUCUUGAAGAAUCAUCUGCUCAAAGUACAUGGCGCUCAGGACCCAUCCAAGAACCUCCCUUCCUCCGUGACCGGUAGCGAGAACAAGGAACACACCCUGAGGGCCGCUGAAGAGACCCAGAACCUGCUAGAACCUCAAGAAGGCAACCAAAUGUCUGAUUCUGAGGAAUCAGACUUCACUGAAAAACCAGUAUACUCGGAGCCCCCAGAUGUCCAGAGGCAGCUCAACCACUACAGGCAGGUGGCUCAGGCCAAGGCCUCCAGCAGCCUUCCAAGCCCACAGACCACCAGGACCACUCAAGAUGGCUUACUCGUCUGUGAGUUUUGUAUCUACACCUCAACACACAUCAAGAGUAUGCGUCGACACUACAUAAAUCGCCACAAUGGGAAAAGGCUUGUGAGGUGCAAGGACUGCUCAUUUUUCACAGGCUUCAGGAAAAAGUUGGAUAUGCACAUAGAGACGGCACAUGCCGGUAGCCCAACAGAAGCUCCUAAGGAGCUACACUGCCCUCUCUGUCUUUACCACACCAAAAACAAAAACUCCAUGAUCGACCACAUUGUCCUCCAUCGUGAGCAGCCAGUGGCCCCUAUAGAGGUGUGUCGUCCGAAGCUGUCACGAUAUCUCGAGGGCAUCGUGUUCCGCUGCCACAAGUGCACCUUCACCAGUUCCAGUGACAAGAAACUGCUACUGCACAUGCUCAAGCACGACGAUAUCAAGCCAUACAAAUGCAGACUGUGCUACUUCGACUGCACACAGCUGAGCGAGUUGGAGGCACACCUGUGCGAUAAACACCAGGUUGUGAGGAACCAUGAGCUGGUGGGACAGGUCCAUCUGGAGGAACUGGAAACAAGACUGAGCAGAGUCAACGGGGAGGGAGAACAAUUCAUGGACUGUGAGGAGACCCAAGGGCAACAAGAUGAGGUGAACAAAGAUGGCGAUAAGGAGGUGGCAGAGAACACAGCCCAAAACAGUGAAUUCCAGGAUUUUAGUGAUAACGAGAACCAAGAGGGACAAUAUAAGCAAUCCCAUGAGAAGGUAGAGGAACAUUUAAUGGACUGUGAGGAGGAGAACCAAGAACCUGGAGAGAUGGACAUAGAAGAACAAAACAUCCAAUAUCAUGAGAUGUCAGUGCUUAAAGAUGAAGCCUGCAACUAUCACAAGAUGCCAGUGUUUGAAAAUGAAGAGGGCAAAGAGGAAAUGCACAGUAAUCAUGGUGCAACACAGGAAAAUGAGGAGGCAGUGAAGACUGACUGUCUAAAACCUGAGUGCGGUAAUAAACCGGAGCAAGGGUCUGAACAGGAUGAAAAAUAUGAAGAAAACCCCAAGAGUGGCGAGAAGCAAGAUCACGAGGUGGAGGAAAACGACAAGGAAAAUGGCAACAUAUCUUCACCAAAAGAUGCCUCCACUACCCUGAAGAUAAUUCCAGUGACCAGAAAUGAGAAAGCACUUUCCUGCGAGCUCUGUGGUCGGACUCUCAUGAACAGCACUGACCUGGAACGGCAUGUGAUGCGCCAUGGCUUGUAACUCUGUGUUGGUGCAACUGAUGAGGAUGUAUUGAUACUGAGGGUGUUGCUGCUUAGAAAUGGGAGACAUGUCAUAAGAGGGCUGCUUUUAACAGCAAGCUGAUUAUGUAAAGUUCAAUUGAAUAAUGUUUUAUUGUCACUUGUUGCAUACUGUUUCCACCUGUAACUAUUCUUGACUGGAGACACUGCAGCUAUUGUUGUAAAGGACAGUCUUUUAUUAUUGUAUAUUAUGUCAUGCCAGAAUGACUGUUCACAUUUCCAACAUAUUGGCUGUUUUGAUGCUUUGUAAAUAUGUUGAUCUUGUUGUCUUUUAACAUUUCUGUAAUAAAUGACUUUAUCCUAGA